CGGGGAGGUCAAAUUUAAGGUCAAUUAUGAGGCAGCGGUAAUACGAUGUACAAUGAGGAAUCGCUUGAGUCCAAAUUUACCGACAAAAUAUUCGGCUGCUUAUUCGUUUCAGUUAGUCUAAUACUAAUUGGACUCUGGGUUUAUGUGAUAGUAUUGUCAGAUUUAGAAAUACUUUUCACUAAUUAUGACUGUAAUGGAAACGUUUGUGGCAGUGAAAAGAAUCUUAAACCGCUUUCAUUUAUGAAGUUUAACGUUUCCAACCAGAAAUAUUUGCACCAUACUGAUUUUGAAAAUAAGGUUUUAUCUGUACCUGUUUGUGUCCAAAGAUGUCCAGAUCGCUUCAUAAAUUCUUCCAAACAGCUUUCAAAAUUUAUGAACUCAACCGGAAUAUUUCUGUGUGACCCUAGGAUUCCUCCACUGCUAUCUGA
This is a messenger RNA of Schistosoma turkestanicum, 428 nucleotides long. The record is from the annotation of a GenBank genome assembly. Lineage: Eukaryota; Metazoa; Platyhelminthes; Trematoda; Strigeidida; Schistosomatidae.